AUGGAGGGCGCGCACCUCUUCGCCCACACCCACGGCCACCACCACCGCAGCAAGCGCCCCACGCCGGCCGGGAUCAUGGACGCGGACGGGGACGGUGACGCGUCUCCCAAGGGGGCGCGGUACCGGGGCGUGCGGCGCCGGCCGUGGGGCCGGUUCGCGGCGGAGAUCCGGGACCCCAUGUCCAAGGAGCGGCGGUGGCUCGGCACCUUCAACACCGCCGAGGAGGCCGCCUGCGCCUACGACGUCGCCGCGCGCGCAAUGCGCGGCAACAAGGCGCGCACCAACUUCCCGGUCCACGCCGCGGCGGCUGCGUGCUGGCCGUGGAGCGCCGCGCCGCAGCCGGUGGCCGGCGCGCGCACGCUCGACCCCAUCUUCCUGCACAACCUCCUCAUGAGCUCCUCCUACCAGGGCUGCCGCCUGCUCCACCACGCCGUCCACGGAUACCCCUCUCCUGCCCGGCCUCUCCCUCCGGCGCCAGCGCCGACGCCUACCGCUCCGGCGCCCGGUGCCAUGGCCGCACCCGCGGUGACGGCCCCUGCCGUCGCCUCGUCUCCCGUAGCACCACUGUCCAUGGACAUGGACGUUUGGGGCCGCGCCCUGCGGACCGAGCCGCCGGACGCGGGGCUGCUUCAGGACGCGCUGCACGGCUUCUACCCGAGCAUGCUGCCGCGCGCCGCCGUCGACCAUCCCAUGGAGCUUGGCGCCGACGCCCGGGACGCCGUGGCGGCGAUGAAGAAGCUGGAGAGGCACGAGGUGUCUGCCGUGGCUUUCCCUUGCGUGGGCGACGACGUCGAUGAGGAUGGCGAGCACCCGAUGAUGCCGCAGGGCCUGCUCGAGGACAUUAUCCGGUAUCCGGCGUUCGUGGAUGUCGCGGCCGCGCCGCCCGCCGCCACGCGCCGCGGGCGCCGGCGCGGCUGA
This is a messenger RNA of Setaria italica (foxtail millet), 918 nucleotides long. RefSeq names its product ethylene-responsive transcription factor 3. The transcript has a single exon. Gene Ontology annotation, biological process: regulation of DNA-templated transcription. Bases 1 to 918 code for a protein of 305 amino acids. NCBI's taxonomy places the organism in Eukaryota, Viridiplantae, Streptophyta, Magnoliopsida, Poales, Poaceae. Gene Ontology annotation, molecular function: DNA-binding transcription factor activity; DNA binding. The record is from RefSeq and is a predicted model, not a curated record.